GAAGGAUACCAGUUUCAGCCAGUUUAACAAUUUUAGCUUGAUAGCAAAAAGCGACGCUUCUUAUCAGAUUAAUUAAUUAGUUACAUAACCAGCGGAGUUACACGAUCAAUAACACUCAUAUUUAUAUAAAAAUUAUGGACAGAAUAAAACACAGAAUUAAAGCAGACAAUGACAGGAAUCUACAGUUUAAAAGUAGUUGAAGAUGUUUAUUGGGGACUUUGAGGACAGGCUUUCAACAUCAGCACCAUUCACCUCCGUCUCAUCGUCCACAUCUGACCCAGCUCUGUCUCAGGAUCUCCUUUAGCCUGGCUUUCACCACAUCCGACUCUAGCAGCAGUCACAUCAAGUGUCUCCAUGGGUGGAAACGAAGGAGGACGUGGACCUGACCGAUGGAGCCUCUUUGGGGUGCGUCCCACCGUGCAGAAAUCCCCCACUGACCCCGGCUCCGAUUCCAACACUCCGGGAGGAUUCAGUCUGCAGUCAUACCUCGGGCUUCAGAAGUCCACCACCCUGGACGGCAUCAAGACCCAAGCGAACCUCGCCGUCGAAGACCCGGCCGACUUCAAGGCUCCCAAGCUGGAGGUGACCGGAGUGGAGGCGAAGAAGGCGUCUGCGCAUAAACUCAAACAUCGUGACAUGAACAUUCUCACUCCAUCCGGUUUCUGACAUCGGUCCAAUUCCCCCUCACCCUCCUCACCCCCUCCUUCUUUUCUCUUCACUCAGGUCACUCGCACACUCCGCAAAAACCUUCACGCACACGCCAAUUACAGACCAUUGGACAUAUUUGAAGCCGUAGGUUUUCUUCGGUGCCAAAUUUCUUUUUCAGUAGUCGGACAUAUCUGUGAUAUUUAUCCCAGAUUCCAGUUGCAGUUCCAGCGUACUGUGACCGUGAACAUAACGGAUGUGGUGAGCUCCUAGACGUGUUUAUUUAGAAACACUUUUUUUUGUUAUUUAUUUAUUAUUUGAAUGUAUUAUAUUCGAUCACGCUUCAGACAAACAGCAUUAAACAGGGUAUCACAAACCCGCUUUAACAGCACGGCUUCCAGCGCCUACGAGGGAUCUUUCUGUAAAUAACACCCACGUUCGGCAUCUAGAACGUUUUUGUUUCCUCCAGCAUCCUCGUCUGUAGUUAUAUCUAUGCACUCCAGGGUCAUUACAGCGUCACGGUUUUACUGCUUUUUUAAAAAUAGCGCUUGUUUCCUCACAACUCUUUUUCUCAGACUGGAUCAGGGUCACAUGGGGUAGCGAGGCUGUUGUUCAACUCUUGGAAGUCGUGCUACUUGAGUGUUUCCAACAGGGUCAAAACAAUACGGCCGUCAUCAUGUGUAGAGCGGUGUUUAAGUUACGUUCAGAUUUUUAACAUCAUUCCAUCAAUUCUCUUGAGUAACUCUUGAAUAAUGAGACAGUUGUACGUCAUUUCUAAUCACACGAUCACUGACUUUACCUCUGGAGCUAGCUAGAUAGACAGAGAGAUAGAUACUUUAUUCAUUCCAAUGGGAAAUUUACUACUUCCAGCAAUAUCCACGAACAUAGGUAAUAAGGCAUGCAAUAAAUACUAAAAAAAUACUAAAGAUUCAAAGGUCACAAAAAGGAGCAAGGCACACACAGAGCUGAUGGAAAGGCUGCCACUCGCUGCGGGAGCACACUGCGACACGUAACUCCAGGAGAUAAACAGUAAAUCCCAUCCAAAUGGACGUUACUAAAGAUUCUCACAUCCCAUAUGUUACUUUCAUGCGACUUACAAAUGAUCGAGAGCCUGGCCACGCCCACUACAACAAGCACUUAUAAUAAAAUGAAAUGUCCUGUUAAAACUAUGUUGUGUGACAAGCUUGCGUACCAUCGUUAGGGAUCUCUUGUAAAAGUUUGUGUGUGUGAAAGGAAUUAUAAUUACUUUAAUUACACACCUUCAGAUCUUCUCAUCCUCCUGAAAGAAAAUGUGUACGUGCAAAGAGACGUGUACAAGAGACUUUUCUUCUCAGCUUCCUGUCUGAUAUUUUAAUGGCCGUUAAGCCGUGACGUUCGUAGACCCGUCUGGUUCAGACACCAUCUUACCGCCACACCAGCGCCGAAAUCCUUCGUACCGCUCCGCGUGUCGGACGCGCUGAUAAAAUAGGUUUAUCACUCGAGCUUCAGUGCACGCGUCCGUUGAUAGCGAGUGUAGCAUGAGAUUGAGGUGUUCGUGUCCCCUGGUCCUCCCCCUCCACCCCCCGUCCAUCAGCAAUAGCGUAUUACAGGAUGGACUUUCCUAUUUCACGCUCCUAGUGUAAUACGCCACACGUGUUCUCACCAGUUUGUAUUGUUUUCUAGACCUUUUUAGUGAAUGAAAUCUGUUUUAUAGUUCAAAUCCUGCUAUAAUAUAUACAUCAUACCGGUUGCUUUUGUAGUGAUGGGUAAAAGAUUUUUUGUUAAGAUUUUUUUAAACAUUAAUUCUAAAUGUUACUAGUGAAAUGGCUUUUUAUGCAUUCCCACACACACACACACACACAUUUCGUUCUGUAUAAAGAUUUAUCUGCCAUGCAGCUGUUCAGUUUUGAGUCUGAUGCCUCAAUAAAAUUUUAUGUAAACUAA
Molecule: messenger RNA, 2568 nt
Organism: Hemibagrus wyckioides
Lineage: Eukaryota; Metazoa; Chordata; Actinopteri; Siluriformes; Bagridae
Product: putative monooxygenase p33MONOX
Exons: 4
Coding region: 355-666 (103 amino acids)
Cellular component (GO): cytoplasm
Source: RefSeq, a predicted model, not a curated record